Messenger RNA from Micropterus salmoides (largemouth bass), 709 nucleotides. RefSeq names its product natriuretic peptide A (gene nppa). Gene Ontology annotation, biological process: negative regulation of systemic arterial blood pressure; neuropeptide signaling pathway; cGMP biosynthetic process. The record is from RefSeq and is a predicted model, not a curated record. Gene Ontology annotation, molecular function: hormone activity; hormone receptor binding. The transcript has 3 exons. Gene Ontology annotation, cellular component: nucleus; extracellular region; cytoplasm. Bases 27 to 461 code for a protein of 144 amino acids. Lineage: Eukaryota; Metazoa; Chordata; Actinopteri; Centrarchiformes; Centrarchidae.
AUCAGUAGUAGCAGCAGAAGGAUAACAUGAGGACGGGUGUCCUGUGGGGCCUGCUGGCCCUGCUGGGUCAGCUCACGCUGGUGAGCAGCCACAUACUGGGGAGGCCGUCUUCCACCAGCGAUCUCGUUCAGCUCAAGACUUUACUGGAACGCUUUGAGGAGACUCUGGCUGAAGCAGCCCAGGAUGAGGACUCUGAAGCUGAUUAUGAAGGGACAAACCAAGAGCCUAAGCGCAGCCAGGACAGCCCAGGAUGGAGCCUGGACCAGGAGGGGGACCAAGAGCCUUUGCUAUCAGAAAGAUCUCAAUCGCCAGCUGAGGGCCACAGCAGGGCCGUGAGUCAGAGGAGCCGGCUGCAGGACCUGCUGCUGACGGCCAGGAAACGGGCCUCAGGCUGCUUUGGAGCCAGGAUGGACCGAAUUGGAAACGCCAGCGGUCUGGGAUGCAACAAUGGAAGAGGGUAGUCUGACAGGUUCCUGGGACACAUGUUGGAUUAUAGUUUUGCCUCCAACUGAAGACACAAAGAGUGGAUGUGUAGGAUUUUGCAUUAGUAGAACGGUGUGGAUCUCUUGUAUGUAUUUCUCUGUUUGAAGUGAUAAACAGGCUGUUUGUUAUUCACUGUGUAACCUUACCACCCAAAAGGAAAUGAGUUAACUACAUAACUGCAUGUGGAUUUCUAACAAAGGUUAAAUAAACUUUUUUUUCAUAUGAA